Molecule: messenger RNA, 1241 nt
Organism: Hordeum vulgare subsp. vulgare (domesticated barley)
Lineage: Eukaryota; Viridiplantae; Streptophyta; Magnoliopsida; Poales; Poaceae
Exons: 6
Coding region: 139-819 (226 amino acids)
Source: RefSeq, a predicted model, not a curated record
UCAUCACACGGAAACACCACGUCUCCUCUUUACAUGUACGAAAAGCAAUUACUCUAGCACUAGUACACGGCGCAGACGCCACGCAAAGCCCAAGUCCGGCGUCGCCUCCUCCUCCUCCGGCGAUAGGGUUUCCUCCCGAUGGAGCAGCCCUCCACCUCCUCGCCGUCGGCGCCUCUCCCGCGGCGGUCGCCGACGAAGGUCAGGCUGCGGCGCCAGAGGCUGGAGGCGCUCCUGCAGGAGCUCCGCCAGACGCUCGACGGGCUGGGCGACGCCGAUCUCGGCGCCUCGCUCUCCGACGCGGCCGCCGACUCCGAGGCGUCCGAGUACGGGGACAACGAGGGCGGCGACGACGACGGUGACUCGGCGGCUUCGAUGGCGAGCGACUCCGACCGCGCCACGGACCAGAUGUUGGAUCUCCUUAAAUCUAGGUUUGAAUCACCUGAAUUUCUUCAGGAGUUCCAUGAAAUUCAAAAGUCUGUAUGUCAAAAUGGUGCAGUUGAAUUGGAUACAUCAUGGGAUGUAAUAAAGGCGGGAGAUGUGUGGGAAGAUGAUGACGACAACGGAUAUGUUCUUGUUAAGCCAGAGGAUGCAGCUGAAGGGGUAGCUUUCUUUGUAGCCACAUACUUAUCAACACUUACAAAAACCAAGGAAUUAUCUCCUGAUCGACUUCAGAAAGCCCUUAAGAAGACAUUUUCAGCCGAGAAGAGAAAAGGCAAGCUUCGGAAGGCAUGGGAUGGGACAAAAAACAUUUAUAAUGUAGCUUCAUGGGGUGCUACAGCUGUUGGUGCACAUUUUUCAUGCUCACAGCAUCUACAAUAAUCAAGCAAUUAUAAAGGUAGCAGGCACAGCCAUUCAGAUGUCCUGGCGUGUGGUGUCCAAGUUCCUGUGAAUGAUGGGUGGUGGUAAUUGUUGUAACUGGCGUGCUACAGUUAGUUAGGUAAAGGAUACUGCAUUGGUUGGAAAUAUCUGAGCAGGGAUACUGCCGAUUGAAAAAUUGAGGUCUAGAGUUUAGGUCUAUUGGGAUGCUUGAAGGAUUGAGGCUUAGCAUUUAGGUUUGUUGAUUGAAGGCUCGGAAGCCCAUUUAAAUAAAUUUCGUUGGUGCCAGAAUGUAAAUAGGCCAUUCAUUUGGCUGCGUGAAGCAACUGAAUCUCAUCAUAUGUAUCCCCAAAAUGUAUAUAUGCCAUUCAUGUCAACAACAUUGCAUUGUGCCAGAAUAAACUUUGUGAAUCAACUGCACCAAA